CAACUGUCAACAGUUCAUUGCAAGUCUGAUUUCUGGUAAACGUGUUGACAAGUUUUGCAAGCAAACGUACGUAAAGGCCUACAGUUUUCUUCUCAUUAUUUGAUGCAUUUGCUAUGUGAAAAUUCGCAAGUUCUUGAAAAGGAAGAAAGCCUCUCGGGAUACAAUUAACUGACAGUUCACAUCUGUUCUUGCCUCGCUAUUGACGGCAUUAGAUGAGGUAUCCUUGGUGGGGAAGUGUUGGAAAAAUAUAGCAGCAACUGAAGAAAACCGAGUUUGUCGGAGCAUUGUUGUUGGUUACCUUGAUAUGAAGUUUUGAAGGAAAGGUGGUGUGUCUAAAGAUAAAUAAAUAGUCGUUUAUCAUAAUAUUUUUUUCUGCAAAGAUUCGCUGCGCAUACCAUCCUACCGGCUGUGGCAGGAACUAAAACCAAGAGAGAGGAUAUUAACUGAUAGCUCGGUGAAGUGAAUCCAUCGUUUGUUGCAAUUACAUUGUAGCAUGUGGUUGAAAAGAACCAAUUCUGGACAACUGGCAACACUAGAAGGGGGAGGGCAGUGGCCUGGUAAUAAAAUUAUGGUAUUAAAUCGACGCUGGUGAUGCGAAUUUGUUGUUAUUUAAUCGUGGGUCAGCAAAUCACUGAACGAACUCACAUUUUUUAGUUUUCUAUAUAUAUAACAUAGUUAGUUGCGAACUUUGUUGGAAUUUGGAAGGCUGAGUUUCAUUGCAACAUACUGCUCCUGUUUCAAAUCCUAAUAUUGUUGAAUAAAUAUUUACUCUUAGAGAAAGUCACGAUUCAUUCGGAUAAUUUUAGUCAUAUUUUAAAAGCUGUCCUCGAAGCGUUGGGUAGUCAGGAUUGGUGUUUUUAUGACACAAUUUGAAACCGACUACGAACAUGUAGGACCUUUUAACCUGUGCUGUAGCCCGUACAGGCUGUUGGGUGAUGGUUGGAAUAUUUUCACUUCAACGAUUCACUUUAAAUGACAGUAUGAAUAUAGCGAUAAAAUUAUGAAUAUUGAGGAGAUAUAAUUAAGCGGUUGCAGUUGUCUUAACACAUUAUGGCCAAGAGGUUGACGAAGAGUCUCACUGACAGACAUGAUGACAUUGGCAAGCCAAGAGGCGGCAGUGUUAAUGGAAGUGAACGAAACGAGUCGAAGCCAGCGCUAAUCCAUUACUUAGAAAGAAUUGAAAUCGAUCGCGAACUGGAGAAUUUUUAUCCUGAAGACAGAACUGAAGGGGAUUUUGAAGAACAAUGUCUGUAUCGGGAAAUGGAGCAGUGUUGGCCAGGUUUAAUCCCGGAAUGUGAUGUUUGCAUUGAUGAAAAGCCCCGAUAUCCUGCCUCUAGCAGGAGUGGUGACUGCAACAUAAGUGCCUUGUUGAAAGAGAUCAAUGUUAAAAAAGAAAACAUUCGAAGUACUCGACAGGUAGCAUGUGAUGUCAUUCGGGGAGUGGACACUACUCAUCAAGACCCUUUAAAACAGUCAGACAAAGCAAAGAAAAGGUCUGCCAAUAACCGAAGUUUGUUUUCAUCAAAACGCAAGCAGGAUGAGGCGACUGUGACAAAUGCUAAAUCCGAUUUUGGCUUUCGCAGGAAUCUUGUGAGCAGGAAAGCCGCAAUUAUGCGUGAGAAGAAGGAGGGGUGUGCAGCUAAUUUAGCCAAGGAAAUGGAAAAUAGCAUUGAUAAAAAUAUAAAUGCUCCAACCAGACAAGAGGCUCCAUAUGGAUUGAAAGAUUCGACGGUGAGACGGAAAGUCAGCCGGGUUGAGAUCAGAAUGGUGGGUGUAUCAACGAAUGACGAUAAUGACAGAAAUUGCGAAGCUAGAGAUAAUAUAGACGGAAUUAGGGGUAAAUCGCUGAGCGCUGGGUCGUUUGGAGUUCAGGAUUGUGAAGAGGCGUCAAUUAAUUCACCACCAUCCACGGAUUCUGGGAUGAGUGAAAGACACGAAAUCGCGAUUGAUGGCGAAUCCACUUUCAGACGUUAUGGAACAAUGGAGUGCCAACAAGAUUCGAAUGAUAUACCACCCAUUGCCAUGGUAACUCGUGGUAUCGGCAUUAACUGUCAAACAAAGGAUAAUUCCAAUGGAUUUAUAAGGCUGACACGCCAAAACAUAAUCAGUGGUGUAAAACCAAAUGAAAGGGGGCCGAAGGAUAUGAACAGUGAUGUUAAGUCUGAAAAUAUAAUCAAAGAUACACGAAUUGGUUAUAAUGGAAUGGAAGACAAUGACAGAGGGUCAUUCUGCAGUGCUGAAAUUGGUGUUGGGCGAAUUCCACAGGUCUCUAGAUAUAUAUCAUUUGUUAAUGGAGUAGAACCAAUUUUUAAUUGCAAGGCGACUAAUUGCUCCGAUAACGUGAAUGAAAACAACAGUUCUGAGUUACUUCCCACAGAGGAGGUAGUAGGGACGCAUCGUCUGGAGUCCGUGUGGAAAAGCGUGGAGAGCGAUUCUACGGAGUGCAGUGAAGAAUUUAACUCAAUGGGGCCAGUUAAAGGUUGUUGCGAUACGGGUGAUCGUGAAAUGUCUAUCACAAAAGAAACAGGUACAAUUAACGCCAAGGUUGACAAUCACAGGGUUGUUAAAUCAACAAAAUCAAAUAAAGCUGUUUCAAAAGGAUUUUACAUUGAAAAAAGAGAUCAUAAAAAUGAAGACACAAAUCUUUCCAGUGAUGCAGAGACGGAUUCCAUUGUUGAGAUUUCUAUAGAUGGCAGUGAGGAGGAGGAUGACGGUGGUUCAGCGAAUGAAAACAAAUGGAUGAUAGCGAUUGUUGAUCGCGAAAGGGGCGAGGAAAGUAGCUGUUUAAGUUUUUCAGACGGUUCAGCGGGGGACUGUGAAUCAGAAAAUGAAAUAACCAAGGCGGUUUGUGAAGAUUAUUUUUAUGACGACUUCCCUGACCAUGACCAAAUAAACAGAGAGGAUCAAGAGAAGAAAACAAUCAAAUCUUUAGGCUACUCUAAUCCUCUAUUAGAAAACAAGGGACAAGCCCGUAAGUCAAUUGAAAAUAGAACUUCGCAAAAAUGCAUUGUCAACGGGCACGUUCGCAGGGAUGUAAGUCGAGAUUUGAAUUCACCGUCCGGCAAAAUGUGGCGAAAAACAGUGGCAGGGAAGGACUCAGACAGACGCGGAUCGACGGAAGACAGGAGUAAAGUUAUCUGCCAAGGUCAAGGUGUCCAGUUUCGGCUAAACACGAAAAAAUUGUCGGAUAAUAAGCUUGGAAAAACAAACGAGGAGGCCAGCGAAACGGCGAGGAGUGAGGGAACCGUAAAGCGAAUCGUUAGUUCUGCCAAAUCUGUGGCUGUAAAAUCGGUCGUGAAAGAGGAAAAAACAGACGAAAAUGCGAAAAAAGUAAGGAACCUAUACAAAGAAGAGAUUGAAAAUAUAUCUAGUGAUUUAGGAACUGUAGAUAACCCGGAAUCAGACUUCAUAGACAGAGAGUUGACGGAAAUUUUGAACUACGAACCGCCGAAAUUAUCACUGCCGCUGACUGAAAAGGGGCACGUUGAAUUAAAUUUGCGAGAACAGGGUGUUGGAACUGAAGAAGCUUUAAAAAUGGAGAACAGCAGACUGAGCAAUUUGUUACUGGAAGUUGAACAAGCAAGAGCAACUACAGUCAAAGCCUUGCUAAGCGCGAACACGGUACUUCAUAAAGUAAACGAUGAAAACACGCAACUCGAGGGAACUUUAAAAAUGCUUGGCACUGAUAAAAAGUUCCUUGAAAUUGAGCUACAUGACUGUAAAGAAAAACUGAAGAAUUCUGAUAAAGAAAAAGACAUUUUCAAUGUACCUAAAGUAACAGAGUUCGAAACUUCCAUGGCAGUUAUUAUCAAUUCGUGGAGAAAAGAAAAACAAGAAUUGCUAGCUGCGUUGGCGAAGAGCUCUUUGCGAGUGCAGCGGGUCGAAGCAGACGCAGAGGGGUUACGUGUUGGAUUUCAACGCGUGAAAAAUCAACUGGAGAAUUCCAACACAACCUUUAAUAAACUGUUGGAGCAUAAUCUACAAGCAUCUGCUAAAGUUGAAGAAGAGCUACGCAGGCUGAAAGCAGAGAAGGAAAUGCUCUCUGAAAAAUUAAAGAGAAACAAUGACGACUCUGAGAGGGUUCAAAACUUGGAAAAUGAAAUCGAGGGCAUGAAGACAAACCUGGAGCUUUCCAGUGAAGAAAAAGAAGAACUUUUAAGUAAAAUUUCGCAUUUAGAGAAAAAGAACAAGCAGUGCAAGAUGGAAUGCGAAGAACUGCAGGAACAACUUGAUCACUCUCAAGAGAUUAUUGACAAGCUUGCUGAGAAAGAGGAAGAAUUAAAGGAUAAAUUAGAGAAAGAAACGAGCGAGAAGGAGUACCUACAGGAUUGCCUAGACGAAACUGGACAGAUUUUGCUUCAUUUGCGGAACAACGAGAAGAAAUUGUUGGAUGAGAAGGACGAGUUAGAAGAGGAUCUGGAAGAGGAGAUACAAGUCAACGAGAGUCUGCAGGAGUCAUUGAAAACUACAAUGCAGGAACAUCAGAGCUUGGUCAACAGGCUACAAGAUAUGACCAACGUUCACAUAACCGUGAAAGCGUCGCUGGAUGAAGCAAGCAAAAAGGAGAAAUCAUAUCAGCAGCAAAUUGCAAACCUGAACAAAACGAACAGCAUCUUGCACUACUCCCUUGAAAAAGAGAGGGAAGAGAGGAUAGAUUUGCAAGAGAUGUACGAUAAUCUAAACAGUCAAUGGAAACUUUACAAGCACGAGAAAAUAGUGGAGAAUGUAGAUAUGACAAAGAGGCUCGAUGAUCUGGCUGAAAAAGAGGCUGAAUUGAGCAUGAAGAAGGACGAGUUGACGAAGGAGAAUGAAAAUUUGCGCGAAAACCUGGAACACGAAGAGGAAGAGAACGAUGACCUGAGAAAGAAGCUAUCGAGACUGGAGCAGUGGAAGAAGUCAAAUGAAACAGAUUUAGAGAUGCUGCGGAGAGAGCGUGACUUAAGUCAAAACGAAGCGUCGGAUUUGAAAAAGCGGGUUGAUGAUCUCAGCCGAGGCCUGCAAAAGGAGAAGGAUCGUUAUGAGAAUAUGAUCUGCACGCUGGAAGAAGCGGAAGAGAGUCUAGAGAAAGUUUCCAAGAGUCUAAGUGAGACUCGUGAUGCAUGUUCGAAGUAUCAAAAGGAGGCCGAGGAAGCAAAAACCAGUUUGAGAGAAAAGACCAAAGAAGCACAAGAGUUGAAGUUGAAGCUGGAGGAAGAAACCGGUGAGAAGGAGAAGUACUCGAAAAGUUCGCUCAGCCUUGAAAAUGAGGUGGCCAAGUUGAAAAAGAAUAUUGCAAAGCAGCAGGAGGAGCUAGAAAAUAAUCAAAUGCAUUUCAAGAGGCUGGAGAGAGAAAAAUUAUGUCAACGGAAAUUACUUGACGAAAGCAAGCGGGAAUUUGAGACUCAUAAAGAAAGGUGCACUGUAAACAUUCAAAAACUGAGGGAAGAACUUGUUGGUGUACAAAAUAAAUUGGUCGAGAAGGACAGACAAGCCUUAAAAGAAAAGGAAAAUUGGCAAGAUGCAAUGGAAAACACAGCCGCUGAUUUGAAGCUGCUGAGAGAAUUGUUUGGAGGCGAAAUGCGACACAAGACGUCAAACAAAGGGGGGUCUUCCUUGCGGGAUGUUUUAGAGAGGGAUGGAGGGGAAAGGACUGAUAUCGAGUUAUUAAGAAAAGCGUAUCACAGGGCAGAGUCGGAGCUUUUGCGAGAUGUUACAGACCUUGAAGGGAUGUUGAAGACUUCUAAGGAAGAGAAAAACACAGUAGCUGUUGUUCAAAGUCCCAUGUCUAAAAUCAAGCUAAGUGAGAUAAAAAAGCUGCGGGAUGAGAUUCAUGAAUUGAAGAACGACCUUGUGGCAGUGCGGAGGAGAAUUUCAGAUAUUUACGAAGAAGUUGUGAUGCUGAAAAAGGGCGAGGAACGCGGUGAAAUAGACAAUAAAACAAUGCAACUUGAGGUGGAAGGAAUCGACGUUAAAUUGCAAAAGCUGAAUGAAGCUAUCUUCAAGAUUGAGGCUGAUCAUGAAUACGUCAUUGAAAGAAAUAGCGAGAUCAUUAACAAAGGAAUGCACCUUAUGAGUAGAGAAUUUGUUUCUGACGAAGUUGAUAGUUCAGGAGACUCGGCAUACGAGAGAGAAGAAAGAUACUAUGGCAGAAAAGAAAAGUCAGAAACGAGGUUGCCAGCCGGGGAUGACAGACUCAAAGGAGACAUUGAUAGUGUUAAGAAACCAAGUGAAAUGACCGCUAGCCACUAUGAAGAUAGCGGUUUGUUAUCAGGCAGUAAAAGGUAUAUAACAAUAAAAGCGACUGUUACAAAAGAUGAUACCUCUAUAAAGGCCGGUGGAAACGCCCCUACACAAAAAUAUGUGCCACCCACUAGUAUGCGGUACCCACCAAGACACCCAGGAAGCAAGCAGCAAUCAUAUAACGGAUAUCGAAGCAGUUACCACUCGAACGAUAGCAGUGGUAGUGACCGGACUAUAAUCGACCAAGCAGGGAAAAUAACUGCAGGGCAGCCCAAGAAACCGAGUUAUUUUGCUGCGGAAAUGUCCUUAUUUCAUCAUGACGAGAGUGUAGCGGCAAGUAUCUUACGGCGGAAAUUGGAGGGAAAGAGCCAGCUCCGGGAAUGUAAAAGUGAAACAGCCUCGAUCAAAAGCGCCAGCUCAUUACGAGGCAGCACUGUUGGUCGGUCAGCGAGGAGUGGCAGUGUUGAUGAUGAUGAUGAUGAACAUGACGAGGAUUCAGAUGUGUCUGUCGGUGACUUUCAAAGAAGUAAAACUUUGCCAAGAAAGUACAAAUCCAGGACUGGGUUAUCAAAGAUGGUAUAACAGUAAUUUGGAUAUAAUGUAGAUUUGAUGGGUAAUAUUGGCAACCCAUGCCCUAGCAAUCCAAAAUCAGUAUAGAACUGUCGUCUUUUCCCUCGAUUAAUUACACCUAAAGCCUCUAGACUUAAUUGUAUGCAUGGAACAUCAGGAGCCGAGUCCGUACAAUGUAAGCCCUCCUUCUCUUUUUUGGCAUCCAGCCCACAGGUGUAGGUCCUUGUGCGCGAACGACCUUAGGUGUCCCUUAAACUUGAGUACAAUGCUUUCGAAAUUCGCGAAAUUUGUAAGAAAUUUUCACAUAAAAGGCUUAAAGUUGUAAUAUCUUUGCCCGUCAACUAAGCUGAAGUCUUUAACUAACACAUGGCCCCUCUGUUUCAGUAAUCGAGCGUCCAGGGCGCGCAAUGUUACGCUCCUGAACUUACUGUCAACAAAUUUUAAGAAGAACCACUCUUUGUAAGUGCUCAAAGGGCGUGCGGUCUUGGAAUAUAUUUUAAUAGGGAAAUCUGAUCUAUAUAAAUUUCGAAAAUUGUAGUAGACCUCUCGUUUAAUCUAGCCCAUGACCGGUCUGCAUUUACCGUAGUUAACAUCCUGCCGUUUACUGUAGUUUACUGAAGAUAUUCUCAAAACGGCCUAAUCAGACCGCUUGUCUCUGCCUUUCCAUUGAUAUCAUUCCAACAACGACCUAAAAAAAUAUGUACCCAGUGCACGUGAAUUCCCUAUUUAUUCCUAAAUUGUCAAUGUUACAAUAUUUGAUUAAAUCAAAUGCUAAAACAUUA
Molecule: messenger RNA, 7571 nt
Organism: Rhopilema esculentum
Lineage: Eukaryota; Metazoa; Cnidaria; Scyphozoa; Rhizostomeae; Rhizostomatidae
Source: RefSeq, a predicted model, not a curated record